Messenger RNA from Aspergillus tanneri, 1470 nucleotides. Its product is annotated as heme-dependent oxidative N-demethylase family protein. NCBI's taxonomy places the organism in Eukaryota, Fungi, Ascomycota, Eurotiomycetes, Eurotiales, Aspergillaceae. The transcript has 3 exons. Bases 1 to 1470 code for a protein of 489 amino acids. The record is from RefSeq and is a predicted model, not a curated record.
AUGUACCCCUCAUAUCUAACCGAUAAUGUGUGGUUGGUGGGUCUUGUGGUGGUUGGAUUUACUGGACUAUGGCUUGCCUUGAAUGGAGCUCAGGGCAAAUACUUUUUGCAUCGGCUCGGCUUUCGUCGUAGGCAGUCGUCUAGCCGGACUCCCCCGCGUUCAAUAUCACUAGAAAGGAAAUCGAAUACCAUCCUUGUAUCGCAAGUGGGCUAUACAGAAGUGUUGCCGCCCCAGCGCCGGCACAUUCUCGCCAAUCUGCCGAUGGACGGAAUAUCUUACCGAGAAGUCGACGAGAAGGAAGUUGGCGAGCACAUCCUACCAAUGACAGUGGAUUACUGGAGUAGUCAAGAUGAAAGAUACACCCCGACGGGUUUCUCAGUGGCUGAAAUCAAAGCAUUAGGUGACUUUCCUAAUUAUGCGGAACUCAGCGGCGUACCUUUACCUGAGCCAUAUCGUGAAUUCGACAUUGAUAAAGCGUUACCUAGGCCAUAUCGACCUUUCAGAUGGGCCUAUCACCAAACUAUGUCGCUUACAAAGUUGGAAACUGACUGGUGGAUCGAGCUCGAAAAUACCUACAGAACGAGAAUCGCGCAGCGUAAGGAGCUAUACGCCAAAAAUGGAAAGGCCGUGCUGGACGCUCUCCCGGGCUCUGAACUGGCUUGUAAGGAAUUAAUGGAGAUGGUCCUGCAAUUUGUUUGCGCUCGUUAUCCUCAAUAUUUCUCAUUGGAGAACCACUUCCUUCGCAACAGAAUCCUCGGCAUGGAGCAAGACAUUCGUUCGAAGCAUCCCCUGGAAAUUAUAUGUGAUAAUAUCCCAGAGGAUUUCGGGAUCAUGUUGCGUGAUAACAAGACGGGCAAUUAUUUUUUGCGCGCGGGAGUUAUCUGCUCUGCGUUGGGUUGGAACGUAGGUACCAAGAUUGGCCUUCAGCUUCAUGAAAUCCACCAGCCAAUUCCGGACUACAAGGAAAAGAUGCAGUUUUCUAUGGAUCGGUACUUUACCAAGAUGCCGAGCGAUAAGCCCAUCCAAAGAGGGUCCUGGGGUCUGGAAGUAGGGCAGCCACUGUAUAUGCCUGAGGGCGACCCUCACGAGAAGCUCAGGUUGUUUCAAGACCCCAACCUUCGACUAGAAGAUUGCCACCUGCGCGUGGAUUGGCAGACUCUACGACGCCUACCUCUCUCAGCCGCUGUUGUCUUCAACUUCAAGGCACUUUUCACGCCCGUGACUGAAUUCCGCGACGAACCAGGUGUCCCUGCACUGCUGACCGAGAUCUUGACGAAGGGCAAGAAAAAUUUGAUGGAAUAUAAGAACACAUGGCAUGUGGAACAUGUCAUUCUUCCGAAACUUGAAGAAUGGGCAAAGGAGCAAGAGACAAGGGGUUUGGUUCCCAAGGACUGGCAGGUGGCUACCUUGGAUGACAGCCCGUGGUACAAGAAUUGGCAGGAGAAAUGGCAUCGCCAACAGGGAUAUUGA